This is a messenger RNA of Microthlaspi erraticum, 465 nucleotides long. Lineage: Eukaryota; Viridiplantae; Streptophyta; Magnoliopsida; Brassicales; Brassicaceae. The record is from the annotation of a GenBank genome assembly.
AUGGUUCACCGUCAAUCAUGGUGGAAGAUCGGUGCGGAGGUGGAGUGUGGCGUCUCGGCUCCUCCCUCCGGCGUGGCAGGCCGGUCUCUGUUUUUGGCGGUUCGUGGUGGCGGAUCUGUCAGAUCUGGACAGCGUGGUGGUUUGUGGAGGCUCGGCGUGGGGAUCUCCGGCUUGACGGAGAUGUGGCUCUCUGCGUUGUCUCUCUCUUUUCGUUCCCAUCAGUGGUUUUGUAGGGCGGUGCUCGAUUUCGCCCGGAGACCGUCGGUGACGAUUGGUGGUUUCUGUGCUUGGGGACAGCUCCAUCCGACUACAGUGGUCUUCCGGUGUGGGAUAGAGGCGGCGGCUCUUGUUAUUGGCGUCUCGAUUCUUCUGUGGGAGUUGUUCUCGUUGAUUUGCAGGCCUGAGAAUGGUGGUCAGAGGCGGCUUUCUCUGACUGCCCGAAGCUCCCUUGCCGCCGGAGGAUGA